AUGACUGGAGAGUCUGGCUUGCCGUUUCUGAUAAUGACAAUCAUCCACCGACCCUAUAUUCGGGGAUUCUUCUGCAGUGAUGAAAGCAUCCAAUACCCAGUAAAACCCGACACCAUCAGCGACACACUGUUGUCUUUGUCCAGCAUCGGGAUUACUGCAGUGAUCUUCUGCUUAGGUGAAGCCUACAUGGUGUAUACCAAAGGCCUCCUCCCCAAGACUGACUUCAGUCACUAUUUGUCUGCUAUAUACAAGUUGGUCGGGAUCUUCCUCUAUGGAGUGGCAGUGACCCAGUCCUUGACUGCCUUGUCCAAAUACGUCAUCGGCCGGCUCCGGCCCCACUUCCUAGCCGUGUGUGACAUUGAUUUGUCAAAGGUGAACUGUUCCUUGUAUGUGAUGGCGGAGGACAUGUGCCGUGGAAAACCCAGCCAAGUGCGAGAGGCCAGGUUGUCUUUCUACUCCGGUCAUGCCUCAUUAUCAAUGUUCUGCAUGGUCUUCCUUGCGCUGUACAUUGAGGCUCGACUGAAAUCUACCUGGGCCCGAACGCUGCGACCUGCCUUACAGUUUUCCGUAAUUUUCUUUGCCUUAUAUGUGGGCUAUACGAGGAUUUCCGACUACAAGCACCACGCCAGUGACGUGCUAACUGGAUUUCUACAGGGAGCCCUUCUUGCCGUCCUCAUUGUAAGUCCUAUGACCUGA
Erpetoichthys calabaricus (reedfish) is the source of this 696-nucleotide messenger RNA. RefSeq names its product phospholipid phosphatase 2-like. NCBI's taxonomy places the organism in Eukaryota, Metazoa, Chordata, Cladistia, Polypteriformes, Polypteridae. The transcript has 5 exons. The coding region runs from base 1 to 696 and encodes 231 amino acids. Gene Ontology annotation, molecular function: phosphatidate phosphatase activity. Gene Ontology annotation, biological process: phospholipid metabolic process; phospholipid dephosphorylation; signal transduction. The record is from RefSeq and is a predicted model, not a curated record.